AUGACAUUUAUAGUGAUAGAUCCCAAAAACAUCCACAAUUUAUUUCCCAGAGCAAAUGUUUCAAAUCCAAUUAGAAUUAGAAUCGUAGCUCAAGUUUUAGAAUUUAAUUUGUUUGAUACAAAAUUAACUAUACAAAGACUACCAAGUUUAUCCAGUGAUCAAGUAGAGGACGAUCAAGCGGAAUCAGAUAAUGAAUCAGAUGAUUCAAUAAUCAUAAUAGACGAACCAGAAGAGCCAAAACUUAAAGAAGUACAGGAUACUUCAACAACGUUAGAUCUAUCAGAAAUUGAGUCACAAUUAAGUGUAUCAACUUUAACUUCUGGGAAUAUCCUAAACAUAGACGCGUUCUAUGAUGGCCAAGGUAUAAAUGUUUUUCAAAUCAGUGAAAUUGAUCCUAGAAUAGUUAGAUCUGAACGGUUUUUAAGAACUUUGAAAUAUUUAAGUGAUCGAGAGUUGAUGAAACCUAUACGUCAGUGGGAUUAG
This is a messenger RNA of Lodderomyces jiufengensis, 483 nucleotides long. RefSeq names its product Ten1p (gene TEN1). Lineage: Eukaryota; Fungi; Ascomycota; Pichiomycetes; Serinales; Debaryomycetaceae. Gene Ontology annotation, cellular component: CST complex. The record is from RefSeq and is a predicted model, not a curated record. The coding region runs from base 1 to 483 and encodes 160 amino acids. The transcript has a single exon. Gene Ontology annotation, molecular function: single-stranded telomeric DNA binding. Gene Ontology annotation, biological process: telomere capping.